UAGGGUUUUGUCGACGGACUGGAUUAAGACAUUUCCGGCCGCGUUUUCAGAGGCUCAGGAGUCGUGGGUGCUGGGGUGUAUCUUCGGUUUGUGCAGAAGUCGCAGUAGUCAAGAAUGAGCGGAACCCUGGGAAAGGUGCUAGGCCUGUGGAACGAUACUCUAUGUAAGCAAGCCUUUUCCCUUCUAAGAUUCAGAGUUUUAGGAGAGAAUCCCAUUUAUUCUGCAGGUGGUGUUCUGAGGAGCAGUCGACACUACAAGACAAAGCCCACGCAUGGCAUUGGAAGAUACAAACACUUGGUGAAAGUGCUAGAGCCCAAAAAGAAGAGAGCAAAAGUGCAAGUGAGAGCCAUUAAUCUGGGGACAGAUUAUGAAUAUGGCAUUUUAAAUAUCCACAUGACUGCUUAUGACAUGACUCUGGCAGAAAGUUACGCUCAGUAUGUCCACCGCCUCUGCAACAAGCUCUCCAUCAAAGUCGAAGAAAGUUACGCCAUGCCCACCAAAACCAUGGAAGUGCUGCGGCUACCCGACCAAGGCAGCAAAAUGACCCUGGACUCAGUCCUCACCACCCACGAACGGGUGGUUCAGAUCAGUGGUCUAAGUGCUACAUUUGCAGAAAUUUUUUUGGAAAUACUCCAAAGCAAUCUUCCUGAAGGAGUCAGUUUGUCAGUGAGGGAGCACACUGAAGAAGACUUCAAGGGAAGGUUCAAAGCUCGGCCAGAACUGGAGGAAUUGUUGGCCAAGUUGAACUAAACACUGCAGGGCCUUUCCUGUGACUGUCGGCUCAGAGCAGCUCUUCCCACGUGAUCAGAGUAAAGGAGGAGAACGAAUGCUCAUGGGGAAGGCCUUCUGCGUCUGUGACAUGCUGUGCUGGCCAGUCACCGCUUACCUUAGCAAAACCUAGGGUGGGCACCGAAUAAAAGUCCGCUGUUGCCUAAUAAAAACUCUGUGUGUUCACUCUCUGAAAA
Molecule: messenger RNA, 965 nt
Organism: Psammomys obesus (fat sand rat)
Lineage: Eukaryota; Metazoa; Chordata; Mammalia; Rodentia; Muridae
Gene: Mrpl48
Product: mitochondrial ribosomal protein L48
Exons: 8
Coding region: 115-750 (211 amino acids)
Cellular component (GO): mitochondrial ribosome
Source: RefSeq, a predicted model, not a curated record